CUUUCGUCCGUGGAGGCAAAUUCCAAUAAUUGUCACACAAACAAUCUGCCACUCAUCCGACAGAACUGGAGUCUGAUAUUAUUCUAUUGGGCUUAUUCUAAUGAGUCAGACCUGCGUUGAGCGCUACUGAACCGAACACCUUGCCACACCACUGCAGGCAGAUUUGUACAAAACUCAUCGCGUUCUUAUUACUCACGAUCUCUUCUCCAAGCCGCUCGUUUUCGCACCUUUCAAAAAUUCAAAAUGCCUCCCAAGAAGAAGAACAAUAAGAAGGCGAAUGACGACUGGGAAGCCGAUCUAGGAGAGACGCCUGCAGCAGCUGCUGUCCCCACGCAAGAAAGCAACGAUACCCCCGCCGAGGCAGAUGCGGAGGAGGAGUUCCCAGCUGGAGGCCUUAUGGCUAUGAUGCGGAAGCGCGAUAAGAAGAAGAAAAAGGGAAAGCAAGACGAGGACUUUGUCGAAGGGGAGGAUCCAACACCUGCGGAGGAGACACCCGAUCUGUCCGAGAAGGCACCAGUGGAGGCAUCAAUAGAUGAUGAGUUCGCGCUACCAGACAAGAAGGGCAAAGGGAAGGGUGCGACUAAGCCUGCUCCAAAGGCAGAAGAGGAAGAUGCUGAGGGUGGAGACGAAGAGCGUGGCGCGGAUGGCAAGGUGUUUACGAAGGCACAAAAGGAGAAGCUAAAGAAGGAGCGUGAGAAGCAACGGAAGAAGGAAAAUGCUGCCAAGAAGAAGACAACAGGACCAGCUGCCAAAGCGACCCCAGAACCAGUGAAGGCUGCUGAGGUAAAAGCCGAAGAACCAACAGCUGUAAAGCCAGUUGCCGGUGGCAAGGGGAAGAAGUUACCACCAGCUCUUGCCAAGCUUCAAGCACAACAAGAGGAACUCAAGCGGCGCGAAGAGGAGAAAGCUCGACUUAUUGCUGAGGAGAAGGCUAGACUUGAGGAGAUAGAGAGACAAGAAGCAGAGGAGGAGAAGCGAAAAGAAGAGGCAAAAGCACUCAAGAAGCAAAAGGAGAAGGAGAAGGUUGAGCAACAAAAGAAAGAUGGCACAUAUCUCACAAAGGCUCAGAGAGAGGAGAAGCUUAGAAAUGAAAUGAAGUUAAAGCAGAUGCUUGCUUCAGGUGUGAAAGUUGGUGGUCUAGAUGGAGAACCAAAGAAGAAGCCCACGUAUGACAAUAAGAAGAAGAAAGGAGGUAGGAAGAACCCAGAUGAGAUCAAGGCCGAUGAGGAGAAAGCACUAGCUGAGGCAGCCGAGCGAGCAAAGCAAGAAGCCGAACGUAAAUUAGCCGAAGCUGCUGUAAAGGCAGAGAAGGAGGCUGCUGAAGCAGCGGCUGCUAAGGCAGCUGAGGAAAGUGAGCCAGAAGAUGAUUGGGAGGCUGCGGCUGCCGAAAGCGAAGAUGAUGUGAAGGAGAGCUGGGACGCUGACUCUGAAGAGGAACGAGAGAAAGCCGCCGCCAAGAAAGCUGCAGCUCCUGCGAAUGGCCAAGCUAUUCCAGUGCGUAGUAAACAAGAAGAAGAGUCCGAAGAAGAGUCCGAAGAAGAAGAGUCCUCUGACGAUGAGGAGACGACGGCACGACAAGCCGCUGAAGCUCAACGCAAGAAGGAAGCUGCAGACAGACGUGAGAAGGCACAUCAAGCCGCAAUGGCAGCACGAUCCAAGGAUAAUUUACGGUCACCUAUCUGCUGUAUUCUUGGCCACGUCGAUACCGGAAAGACAAAACUGUUGGACAAGAUUCGACAAACCAAUGUGCAAGAAGGCGAAGCUGGAGGUAUCACACAGCAAAUUGGUGCUACCUAUUUCCCUGUUGAAGCAAUCAAGCAGAAGACCCAAGUCGUCAACCGAGAUGGCAGUUUCGACUACAAAGUUCCCGGUCUGUUGGUCAUUGACACUCCUGGUCACGAGUCCUUCUCCAAUCUCCGCUCUCGUGGUUCGUCUCUGUGUAAUAUUGCCAUCUUGGUGGUCGAUAUCAUGCACGGACUGGAACCACAGACUCUAGAAUCGAUGAAGCUACUGCGAGACCGAAAGACACCUUUCAUUGUCGCAUUAAACAAGAUUGAUCGUCUCUAUGGCUGGAAGAAGGUAGACAACAAUGGUUUCCAGGAGAGUUUGGCACUUCAGAACAAGGGUGUACAGAAUGAGUUCGCAAAGCGACUGGAAGAGACUAAGGUUGCCUUUGCAGAGCAAGGUUUCAACUCUGAGCUCUACUACGAGAACAAGUCCAUGGCCAAAUUCGUCUCUCUUGUACCCACAUCCGCUCAUACCGGAGAAGGUAUCCCUGAUAUGCUCAAGCUGAUUCUACAACUUACCCAAGAGAGAAUGGUCGGAUCCUUAAUGUACCUCUCAGAAGUUCAAGCAACGGUACUCGAAGUUAAGGCUAUUGAAGGUUUCGGUAUGACCAUUGAUGUUAUUCUCUCCAAUGGUAUCCUUCGAGAGGGAGAUCGCAUCGUUCUUUGCGGUGUAGAAGGUGCUAUCACGACAAACAUCAGAGCUCUCCUCACUCCUGCGCCAUUGAAGGAACUUCGACUGAAGUCGGCAUAUGUCCACAACAAGGAGGUCAAGGCAGCACUAGGUGUCAAGAUUAGUGCUCCUAACCUUGAAGGCGCUAUCGCUGGUUCCAGACUGAUGGUCGUCGGCCCCGAUGACGACGAGUCAGAUAUCGAAGAAGAGGUCCUUUCUGAUCUUGGUGCACUUUUCAAACGUGUUGAGAAAUCUGGAAGAGGUGUCACUGUACAAGCCUCAACCCUUGGAUCUCUCGAGGCCUUGCUCGAUUUCUUGAAGGUCUCCAAGAUUCCGGUAGCAAACGUUGGCAUUGGUCCAGUCUACAAGCGAGACGUGAUGAACUGCGGUACUAUGCUUGAGAAGAACAAGGAGUACGCUGUCAUGCUCUGUUUCGAUGUCAAGAUUGACAAAGAGGCACAACUUUACGCUGAUGAGCAAGGUAUCAAGAUCUUCACUGCUGACAUCAUUUACCAUCUCUUUGAUGCCUUCACCAAGCACAUGGCGCUUAUCGCAGAGAAGAAGAAGGAAGAGUCCAAGCUCGACGCCGUGUUCCCCUGUGUUCUCAAUACUGUCGCUGUGUUCAACAAGACUGGUCCUAUCGUCAUCGGUGUCGAUGUCGUCGAAGGUAAUUUGCGUAUGCACACUCCGAUUGCAGCAGUCAAGCAGAAUGCAGUGACUGGUGUCAAAGAGAUUAUCAGCUUAGGCAGAGUUACCAGCAUUGAGCGUGAUCACAAGCAAGUCCAGAUCUGUAAGAAGGGCCAACCAUCCGUGGCAGUCAAGAUUGAGAUGGGCGGCCAUCAACCCACUUACGGACGACAUCUCGAGGACAAAGAUUCGCUUUACUCGCUCAUUUCUCGGAAGAGUAUUGAUACCCUUAAGGAGUUCUAUAGGUCAGACGUCAGCAAUGAUGAAUGGUUACUCAUCAAGAAGCUGAAGCCGCUAUUUGACAUUCCUUAGGUGGUAUCUCGGCUUAUGGGGUUGAUGACGUUGGGCAGGUAAUGCGUGAUGAUUGAUGGGGUGGGGCGGGGGAGUUUGUAUUGCAUAGCAUUUGGACGACAGAUCAUUUUUCUUCGUGCCUUCCUCGUGUUGGAUUGUUUAGCAUUGCAUGGCAUUGCAAAAGUUGUAGAUAGAACAGAAUACAAAAACUACAAUAUCCUUAAGCCACCUAG
This is a messenger RNA of Mollisia scopiformis, 3668 nucleotides long. RefSeq lists its product as uncharacterized. The transcript is spliced from 4 exons. The record is from RefSeq and is a predicted model, not a curated record. The coding region runs from base 244 to 3456 and encodes 1070 amino acids. NCBI's taxonomy places the organism in Eukaryota, Fungi, Ascomycota, Leotiomycetes, Helotiales, Mollisiaceae. Gene Ontology annotation, molecular function: translation initiation factor activity; GTPase activity; GTP binding.